UCAUCGCUUAUGUUAUCCUGCUUAGAGACGCUCGUGCGGAGACGCGUUGUCUUUUUCCACUUCAAGUGAACACAGCUGAACUCUUUGUUAAUUAUAUAGAUUAUCGAUAAACUGAGGACCUACUACUAAACCAGGAAUUUCAAGAUAAGCCGGUAGUAUUGAGUAGAAAUAUAAAAGUUAGCGAUCUAGCUGCAGGUAUGUAGUUAUGACGCUACACUGCUAACUAAUAAACGCCGUGGAAAAUGCCGUUUUACUUCCUUUAACAGAUAAACUGCUUCGACCUAAAUGCCUCCCGAAUAUAAACCUGACAGAUGCGGACAUCGUUUUGCCUGUUUUGAGAGGAAAUAACAUUGGUUAGCUUGCUACGUGUUAGUUCACAGACUACAUAACGUUACUGAUUUCACAUGGAAAUUCUCAUUUACUAUCUAACAGAAGUUGUUAUCAACAUAUAUGCUUGAUUAAGUUAACCCCGAAUCAGAUUGACAAGUCUUUCAAUACAUAAGUGUCAGGUUAAAAUAUCAUGUAAGGCAUAUGAAGGCGAGUGAUGAAUGAGAGUGAGAUGCAGCAGCGGUGAGGAAGAGAUCAAUGCCUUGUGUGCUGGAGGAUGAUGCGGAUGAGCUGGAUGAUCACAGUCAUUAAUAGAAGAAUGAUGAAGAUCCUGAUCGCCCUCGCUCUUAUUACCUACAUCGCCUCUGUCUGGGGAACAUAUGCAAAUAUGAGGUCUAUCCAAGAACAAGGGGAAAUGAAGAUUGAGCAGAGGAUAGAUGAGGCAGUGGCACCUCUCAGGGAGAAAAUACGCGAGCUUGAGCAAAGUUUCACCCAGAAGUACCCGCCAGUGAAAUUCUUGUCUGAGAAAGACCGAAAAAGGAUUUUGAUCACAGGUGGGGCUGGAUUUGUGGGUUCCCACCUCACUGAUAAACUGAUGAUGGAUGGUCAUGAACUGACCGUUGUGGAUAAUUUCUUCACUGGUCGCAAACGGAAUGUGGAGCACUGGAUUGGCCACGAGAACUUCGAGUUGAUCAACCAUGAUGUGGUGGAGCCUCUUUAUAUCGAAGUUGACCAGAUAUAUCACUUGGCCUCCCCAGCAUCACCACCAAACUAUAUGUACAACCCUAUCAAGACUCUGAAAACCAACACCAUUGGUACUCUGAACAUGCUAGGUCUAGCCAAGCGAGUCGGAGCACGCCUGCUCCUUGCUUCCACUUCAGAAGUAUAUGGAGACCCAGAGGUGCACCCUCAAAAUGAGGAGUACUGGGGCCACGUGAACCCUAUCGGCCCACGGGCCUGUUAUGAUGAAGGGAAGCGGGUUGCUGAGACCAUGUGUUACGCCUACAUGAAACAGGAGGGAGUGGAGGUGAGGGUGGCUCGGAUCUUUAACACCUUCGGGUCUCGCAUGCACAUGAAUGACGGGCGAGUGGUCAGUAAUUUCAUACUGCAGGCUUUACAAGGAGAGCCGCUGACGGUUUAUGGGCCAGGGUCUCAGACGAGAGCUUUCCAGUAUGUAAGUGAUCUGGUGAAUGGGCUGGUGUCUCUGAUGAAUAGUAACGUCAGCAGUCCAGUCAACCUGGGAAAUCCAGAGGAACACACCAUAUUGGAAUUUGCUCAGCUCAUAAAGAGCCUAGUAGUGAGCAGAAGUCAUAUUCAGUUCCUUCCAGAAGCUCAGGAUGAUCCACAGAGACGACGCCCAGACAUCCGUAAAGCUAAAAUGCUUCUGGGCUGGGAGCCGGUGGUGCCGCUGGAAGAAGGCUUGAACAAAACCAUCCAAUACUUCAGCCGAGAGCUGGAGCAUCAAGCCAACAAUCAGUAUAUCCCCAAACCCAAGGCUGCACGCAUGAAAAAAGGCAGACCCCGACACAACUGAAGAAUUGUGUUCAUCUCUGGGAUAGUGGCAAACUUUUCAGAGUGGGUUUCCCGCCCCUCAAAGAAAAACGUGAUUUUUUUUUUUGGCAAUCUUUUGAAAAGCAGCUCCGAUACAGAACUGCUCUAAAGAGUUUUUUCUCAGUCAAAUGUGCCUCAGAUAUUGAAUUUACAGACUUGGCCUUGCACUUUGGUUUGUCAGUCGUCUGUCUGUUAUUUAAAAUCAGCUUAGAUCAUGUACAUUUUUGUUCUUGUGUGUUUACAUUUUGUGUUUUAAUUGAUGUGACUUUUUUUAUCAGUGUCAAACUAGCAGUGUCUUUUUGAACGGACACCAUUUAUUAUGGCAAUGAUGUUUUGUGACUUGAGAUGUUGAAUGUGGUCGGGAGCAGGAAAUGUCACCCAGGUGUACCAUAAAAGAUUUUAGGACGGAUGGAAGAGAAGUUAUUUCUGCGUUAAACUUUGUGGUGAUUUCAAGCAAAAUCUGUUACUUUGCAUACAGAACUUUGAACCUCUAAUUGAUUUCAAGUGAAAAGGGUAUUUUAAUAAAAUAUUUACUGUGAUUUUCA
This is a messenger RNA of Triplophysa dalaica, 2423 nucleotides long. It is a transcript of the gene uxs1, whose product is annotated as UDP-glucuronate decarboxylase 1. NCBI's taxonomy places the organism in Eukaryota, Metazoa, Chordata, Actinopteri, Cypriniformes, Nemacheilidae. Gene Ontology annotation, molecular function: NAD+ binding; UDP-glucuronate decarboxylase activity. Gene Ontology annotation, biological process: D-xylose metabolic process. The transcript is spliced from 15 exons. The coding region runs from base 605 to 1861 and encodes 418 amino acids. The record is from RefSeq and is a predicted model, not a curated record. Gene Ontology annotation, cellular component: cytoplasm.